This is a messenger RNA of Pseudonaja textilis, 1577 nucleotides long. RefSeq names its product bystin like (gene BYSL). Gene Ontology annotation, molecular function: snoRNA binding. The record is from RefSeq and is a predicted model, not a curated record. Gene Ontology annotation, biological process: rRNA processing. Gene Ontology annotation, cellular component: nucleolus; cytoplasm; preribosome, small subunit precursor. NCBI's taxonomy places the organism in Eukaryota, Metazoa, Chordata, Lepidosauria, Squamata, Elapidae.
GUGUGGGCAAGUCCUAAUUUCCUCGCGUUGCUGCGUGCUCCAUCGGCGGGGUCGUCAUGCCCAAGGCGAAGCGGCCGAGAGGCUCCGGUGGGGCAACGGCGACCAGCGUCCCCUUGGCCGAGCAGAUUGCUCAGAGCGAUGCCGUGAAGCCCGUCACGAGGAUCAAGCGACGUGGCCAGGCGGGGAAGCAUGAUGGUGGGGGAGAAGAGGAGGGCGAGUAUGUGGACGAGAAGCUCUCCCGGCGGAUCUUGCAGCAGGCUCGCAUCCAGCAAGAAGAGCUGGAGGCCGAGCACGGCGUUGGCCGGAGCCACGAGCCCAGGAAGAAGACGACAGUCCUGGGACCUACCUCAAAGGAUGGAGACUCAGAUGCAGAGGAUGAUGAGUGGCCAGAGCUGGGGGCAGCUGGAGCCAUGGAGAAGGAAGAGUAUUGUGAAGAAAUGACUGUAAAUUCAGAUGACGAAAAAGCCAUUGAAAUGUUCAUGAGCAAGAACCCACCAGUGAGGCGCACCUUAGCAGAUAUCAUCAUGGAGAAGCUAACAGAAAAACAGACGGAGGUAGAGACGGUGAUGUCAGAAAUAUCUGGCCGACCCAUGCCAAAGCUUAACCUCCGUGUCCUAGAAGUCUACAAAGGUGUCAAAGAAGUAUUGUCAAAAUACAGAAGUGGAAAGCUGCCGAAAGCCUUCAAGAUAAUCCCAGCAUUAUCCAAUUGGGAGCAGAUGCUUUAUAUCACAGAGCCAGAAACAUGGACAGCAGCUGCCAUGUACCAAGCCACAAGAAUUUUUUCUUCUAAUCUUAAAGAGAGGAUGGCCCAGAGAUUCUACAAUCUCGUGCUUCUCCCACGAAUCCGAGAUGAUAUUGCUGAAUACAAACGCCUCAAUUUCCAUCUUUAUAUGGCUCUGAAGAAGGCUUUGUUCAAACCCGGAGCAUGGUUCAAAGGAAUUCUCAUCCCUUUGUGUGAGUCUGGAACAUGCACAUUGCGAGAAGCAAUCAUUGUGGGCAGCAUCCUCACCAAGUGCUCUAUUCCAGUCCUUCAUUCGGGGGCUGCUAUGCUAAAGAUUGCUGAGAUGGAAUACAGUGGUGCCAACAGCAUUUUUCUCCGUCUGCUGAUUGACAAGAAAUAUGCCUUGCCUUUCCGUGUUGUAGAUGCUCUAGUUUUUCACUUUCUAGCCUUUCAGAAAGACCAACGAACCCUACCAGUCCUUUGGCAUCAGUGCUUCUUGACGUUUGCCCAGCGCUACAAAGAGGACUUGUCCUCCGAGCAGAAAGAAGCUCUCUUGGAGUUGUUGAAGUUUCACAACCAUUCCCAGAUUUCUCCAGAAAUCCGCAGGGAACUGGUGAACUCCAAAUGUCGGGACAUUGAGAGGAUUCCACCAGUUGCAAUGGAGUAAACAAAUAAGGACUCUGUCUAUGGCUCACUUCAAUUGUUGUGAUUUGUUUAUGAUCGGACUUGUAAGUUAAAGAAUAAAAUGAUCCUACAACAUUGGAGCUUAGCAAGCCCCUUUGCAGGAAUUAAGGCUUUUGUAGAUUUUUUUUAAUCAAUGCUGUGCUUGGGACAAAAUAAGAGUAUUCCUGCAGAU